Molecule: messenger RNA, 4592 nt
Organism: Balaenoptera musculus (blue whale)
Lineage: Eukaryota; Metazoa; Chordata; Mammalia; Artiodactyla; Balaenopteridae
Gene: SEPTIN6
Product: septin 6
Exons: 10
Coding region: 249-1553 (434 amino acids)
Biological process (GO): cytoskeleton-dependent cytokinesis; cilium assembly
Cellular component (GO): septin complex; microtubule cytoskeleton; septin ring
Molecular function (GO): molecular adaptor activity; GTPase activity; GTP binding
Source: RefSeq, a predicted model, not a curated record
AGGGAAGCGGCGCGUUAAAUCCGCCCCCUCCCCGCACCCCACUUCCGAGGGGGUGGGCGAUAGAGGAGAGGUUGGAGCCGAGGCGAGGGGGCCCCUCCCUUGCACCUCCCCCCACCGGACUUGGUCGCGCCCGAAGUGUAACACUUUCUCUUUGUCGGAGGAGCUCCGCUGUUUCCUGUGCUGUAGCUCCCGUUGCGGCGGCGCCGGUGGCAGCCCUGGCGGAGGCAGCCCUGGCGGAGGCAGGAGCGAUGGCAGCGACCGAUAUAGCUCGCCAGGUGGGUGAAGGUUGCCGAACUGUCCCCCUGGCUGGACAUGUGGGGUUUGACAGCUUGCCCGACCAGCUGGUGAAUAAGUCAGUCAGCCAGGGCUUCUGCUUCAACAUCCUGUGCGUGGGAGAGACAGGUUUGGGCAAGUCCACCCUCAUGGACACCCUGUUCAACACCAAGUUCGAGGGGGAGCCAGCCACCCACACACAGCCGGGUGUCCAGCUCCGGUCCAAUACAUAUGACCUUCAAGAAAGCAACGUGGGGCUAAAGCUCACCAUUGUUAGCACAGUGGGCUUCGGGGACCAGAUCAACAAGGAGGACAGCUACAAGCCCAUUGUGGAAUUCAUCGACGCCCAGUUUGAGGCCUACCUGCAGGAGGAGCUGAAGAUCCGCAGGGUACUGCACAUCUACCAUGAUUCCCGCAUCCACGCCUGCUUGUACUUCAUCGCCCCCACGGGUCAUUCCUUGAAGUCUCUGGACCUAGUGACGAUGAAGAAGCUGGACAGUAAGGUAAACAUCAUCCCCAUCAUUGCCAAAUCAGAUGCCAUUUCUAAGAGUGAGCUAACAAAGUUCAAAAUCAAAAUCACCAGCGAGCUUGUCAGCAAUGGAGUCCAGAUCUACCAGUUCCCUACAGAUGAUGAGUUGGUGGCAGAGAUCAACGGAACCAUGAACGCCCACCUGCCGUUUGCUGUCAUUGGCAGCACAGAAGAACUGAAGAUAGGGAACAAGAUGAUGAAGGCACGGCAGUACCCCUGGGGCACGGUGCAGGUUGAAAAUGAAGCCCACUGCGACUUUGUGAAGCUGCGGGAGAUGCUGAUCCGGAUCAACAUGGAGGACCUCCGGGAGCAGACCCACAGCCGGCACUAUGAGCUGUACCGCCGCUGUAAGCUGGAGGAGAUGGGCUUUAAGGACACCGACCCCGACAGCAAACCCUUCAGUUUACAGGAGACGUAUGAGGCCAAAAGGAAUGAGUUCCUAGGGGAGCUCCAGAAAAAAGAAGAGGAGAUGAGACAGAUGUUCGUCCAGAGAGUCAAAGAGAAAGAAGCUGAACUUAAAGAGGCAGAAAAAGAGCUGCACGAGAAGUUUGACCGUCUGAAGAAGCUACACCAGGAUGAGAAGAAGAAGCUGGAGGAUAAGAAGAAAUCCCUGGACGAUGAAAUGAACGCUUUCAAGCAGAGAAAGACGGCAGCCGAGCUGCUCCAGUCCCAGGGCUCCCAGGCUGGAGGCGCACAGACUCUGAAAAGAGACAAAGAGAAGAAGAAUAAUCCAUGGCUGUGUACUGAAUAGUAUUCCCCGCUACAGCUGGACUGGACUCCAUUUAGCCUUUUAAGCCAAGGUUCCUAUUGUAACUGACAGCUUUCCUUUGGAGCGCCAGGCAGCUGGGUCCCCUGCCCCUGCCAUGUACUUCCACUUCAAGCCCCACUUCUUCUUUUGAUUUCUGCCUCACAGUCCCACUGGCACUGACCAUGACCUUCUUCUUUUUUAUUUUUGAGGUUUUUUUUUUUUUGGGUCACUUUCUUUCAAAACACACAAACAAGGCUAUGCGAAAUUUUCAGGCCUUUCUGAAGUAUUGAGAAUGGGGAGGGGGGUUCUCGCUUCAAUAAUAGAUAAUGACAGGAAGCAAAAAGUAGAAAAAACGAAAAGCAAACAAAUGCACACACUUUAUCUUUUCUUGUUGGCAAAGCAAGAGUGCAGUUUUGAUAUGUAUUGUUUGGUGAGUCACUGAUUGGUGAGUGGCCAGAAGCAAGUAUGAAGGUGGUGCUGCGAAAGCAUAAGCUAGUUUCUUGAGAAAAUCCAAGUCACACAGUGGAGCAUUUUAGGAGACCCUGUGCUCGGAGAUUUAAAAAACAAAAAAAUUUGGGUACUCAGCCAGUAGCUCAGGGAGAUGCUAAGCUAGGGUUGUCAGGUCUCCUUGGGAAAGGCUACUUAUUUGCAGCUUUGAUGUUUCUGUGACCAGUUUCACGGCUGCUUCCCAAGAAUCCCAAACUUAAACAACUAAUCGGUCUCCAUCCGCAGUAAUUAUUUGCAUUACAAAUAGGAGGCCCCCUCAUUUGCAUUUGUUUACAGAUUAACUACUUGAGGCUUGAGGAGCUCUGAAAACUUCAAAAGGUAUUAGAGCCACCCAGCCUUUGAGAGACCUUCAGAGACUAGGCAGGAAUUUUGUAUGAAGGGAGACAUUUUGGUCCAGAAGACAGGACCCACUUUUUUGUAAGAGGAAAUUGAGGCCCCGAGAAAUGAAGGGACUUGCCAGACACCCCAGUCCUGUUUCAUGGCAGAAGCCAGGCUAAAUUCAGUGUCUCCUGAGUCCCGAGCCGUUUUACAAAUGGACUCAAUGUGUUCAUGUAUGUUCCUGGAGACAAGUCUUCUGAUGUUCUGGAGAAAAUGAAUAGUUAGUAUUAGAGGGCCUUUGAGGUUUUUAUCCCGUAGGAAAAUAUUCGAGGAUGGGGUGGGUAGGGAUAGGCAAAGCAGAGGACUCUAGGCCAGCUCCUGAACUGAGCACUUCCGCGGACGAUAAGAGUCACAAGGCACCUGUUAGCUGCUCAGCUUUCCUGGGAGUCUGGAAUGGGGCGUGCGGAUGCGGAUGUUUAACAGGUGCCUUAGAUGAUCCCUGUCAUCAAGGAAGUUUGGUAAACAAAAAUCUACCCUGUGAGUGAACAUGAGACCUUUAGAAAGUCAACCAAGGCUAUUAAAAGAAUUAAAAUGCUUAUUUUAUUGGGUAGCUUGUCUCACUGUAGACAGAAAGGGUUUCUUCCUUCUUCAGUGAAAAGACUUUUUAAGUGGUACAGUUAUUACUAUUUUAAAAAAUACCCUAAGUACUCUGUUUACUUCUGGUGAAACAAAACUAGUCGUUAGAAAUAGUCUGUGUCCGGCUCCACGCCCACCCCAACCGAGACUGGAAUAGAAUGGUUUUCUUGAAAAAUCCCCACGUGUACACACACACACCCCUCAUGUCUCUUAAGCCAAGAAGUUUGCUUUUCCUAGCUGCAGUCCAGAUCACUUUUUUUUGUUUAUGUUUUUUGUUUUAAUUAUUUGGCAUUCACAUGUGGCUGUUAAUAUGUGCUCUCUCUCUCUCUCUCUUUUUUUUUUUUAAUUAAAACAAGAAGCUUUUAACUGGUGUGUGGUGUUCUUAAAACCUUCUCAGCAGAUUUCCCGGUGGUGAUGGUCCAUCAGUGACCCCAUUUCUCACCUGUCUUCUCCAAGUAUACUCUGUGCUACCUCACACUGCCCACUUCCCUCACCCUGUCUUACUUUGAAUGUCCUUUUUCUUUAGCUAAUUUCAUGUUUUCUUUCUCUUUCUCUCUCCCUCUCCAGCUUUUUUUAAUCUUGUCUUCAGCAGCUGCACUAAGUCUAAAGGAGAAGACUGCCAUUAUAGAAGAGUUAGGGUUCCAUAUUGUCUCAAAUCAGAAACCAACCAAUUCCCUCUCCCUCCAAAGUGCGUGCGCAUACACACACACACACACACACACACACACCACAAGUGUUCACUGUGUCCCUGUGUCCAGGCAAGACGCUCUCUCCCGACUUACAUGGUAUUUUAAAUGGAAGUGUCUUGUCCUAACCUAACAAGGCAGGAAAAGAACCAUCCGAGCUGGAGAAUGGACCAAAUGUAACCUCAGAGAGACAACUGCAGGACGACUCACCCAAGUGUAAGUGACUGAGGCAGGAGACCUCAGCUGUGGGUGUGGAAGUACUGUUCACAAGUUUUCGUUUGAGUUUUCUGUUUUUAAACACCAAUUCUCCAGUUCAAUGGGUUGACUGUCUACAGCCACUAUUAAACAUUUCUGAAUAUGGACGAGAAAGUCAAGCAACAUUCAUAUCUUCUUCAGCAUUCACAGACCUUCUGCAGACCCCCCAGCAAGUGGGGGAAGUGGAUCUACUAACUCUCAGGUGGAGAAGGGAGAGUCGGGGGAGUUUAAGCUUAGUGAGAGCAAAAUGACUCCAACCUUCCAAGGCCAGUUGGGGUUUUGAGAGAAGUUUCUGCUCAACUUGGGAUCUGGAGGGAGAGUCUUGAUGUUGAUAAAUCUGCCUUGAAUUCAUUGGUUUAACUUGCAUCAAAAUACCAUGUGAGUGUGCUCAUUCCCAUAUAUCCCUACAACCAUUGCCAUUCCACUGUCCUGUGUCUCUUGAGAGAGCCUCUUUGCAUGUUUUCCAGAGUCUGUGUUUUUCCUUUCUUCUCCUUUGUUCUUUUUGCUCAGAGAUGUGACCAGUCAUUGGCCCUCUGGGGCUUUCAUUCGCCAGGAGAAACAUCCCGAAACCAGCACUGUUUAGCUUGAUACCUUUCUAAUGUCCAUGUCAAUUUUCAAUAAAAUUCAAAGAAAUGCUCAA